AUGGCAGAAUUCCAAAACACUCGUUUGUAUGCUGGCUCGCUGCUCGAAAUAGAAUGUACACCCGUGAUAGACUCAGGAGUUGGGGUCUUAAUGUGUCUCCGAGCUGCUUUCUAUGUGAUGUGGAUGAUGAGACUCUCCAACACAUCUUCUUCGAUCAGCCAUGAAAUCUGGCACGCUUUCUUCAAUUCAAUGCAUUUAUCACCUCCAACAGGGUUUGAGCAAUGUAUUCUAUGGUUACUUUCUCCAUCAUAUGAUGCAAACAUCACUCUUGUCAUAAGACUAGCUUUUCAAGCCUCUUUAUACGGGAUUUGGAGAGAAAGAAAUGCUAGACUUCACUCCUCGAUAUCGACUCCUGGCCUCACUCAUUAUCAAAGGCAUCAAACAAACGAUCUGUUGUAG
Molecule: messenger RNA, 399 nt
Organism: Arabis nemorensis
Lineage: Eukaryota; Viridiplantae; Streptophyta; Magnoliopsida; Brassicales; Brassicaceae
Source: the annotation of a GenBank genome assembly